AUCCAAGGCUCCUGAGGAGAGCUCUCAGAGUGGUGUGGCAGCCAUCCCUGUUUCUAAGCCAUGCAUACUCCACUGGAUGGGAGCAAACUGAGUGGCCUCCCAGGGUCACUGGCACCCCAGGGGCCUGCCUGGGGAGCCGAGCAGGCCAGGGCUGGCACUCGAUGAGGUGGCUGGGCCUGGCCAUGGUGAUGGCAGUGUGCUGACCCACACCCUGCCCAGGGAGGUGUCGGGCAGCCCCUCACUGCCGCCCCACGCACCGCGGCCUCGCCUUUGUGUGAGCUCCACCGUGUUUACUCUCGCACUUCCUUGUUCCACUGCAGUGCGAGGGCCAUAAACCGCCCAGCUGGCACGGCUGAGCCGUCGGUAGCAGGGACAGGAGGAAGAGGAGGGAGGGGGAUGGCGGUCAUGCCCUGGCUCUGUGCUGGAAGGGCACCCCAGGUGCCGCCGUGGUGGUUGGGAGCGCAGCCCUUCCUCUAGGGCUGGUGCCACCAUCCCCGGUGCGUCUCUCAUGCCCACUGGCCACCCUCAUGCCCGUGUCCAGGGGCACACCAGGAUGGAAUAAGACCUAUUUCCCCUUCUUCUCGGACUUCAGGGGCCACAAUGUGACGGCUUUGCGCAUCGGCGAGUCAUGUGCCCUGUCCUUCAUCUUCGUGCUGUCGUUAGCGGGAAACAUCUGGGGCAUCUGCCUGCUGGUGAGGCGGCACCGCCGGCUCUGUGCCGCCAACUGCCUCGUCCUCAACCUCUUCUGCGCCGACCUGCUCUUCAUCACUGCCAUGCCCUUCAUCGCCGUCGUGCGCUGGACCGAGUCCUGGGUGCUGGGCAACUUCGUUUGCCACCUGCUCCUCUAUGUGGUGAGCUUGAGCGGCACCGUCAUCCUCCUCUCCCUGUCGGCCGUCAGCUUGGAGCGCUUCGUCAGCAUCGCCCGGCUGCGCCACGCCGCCUUCCGCCGCCGCAAGGUGCUGGCCGCCGCCUUGCUCCUCAUCUGGGGCCUCGCCGCCAUCGCCACCCUCCCGCUCUGCUGCUUCUUCACCGUGGUGCGGCUGCCCGCCCCCGCCGGCCAGGACAUUUAUAUUUGCACCCUGGAUUGGCCCAGCACUGCAGGAGAAACAGUCUGGGAUACAACCUUUGCCAUUGUUUUCUUUCUGAUACCAGGAUUCAUCAUUGUCAUCAGUUACUCCAAAAUCUUACAGAUUACAAAAGCAUCAAGAAGAAGUUUAAAUGCUGGUUUAGCCUAUCCAGAACGUCAUCAGAUUCGUGUUUCCCAGCAAGACUACAAACUAUUCCGAGCCCUUUUUUUGUUGAUGAUCUCUUUCUUCAUUAUGUGGACUCCAAUAGUAGUAAUUAUUUUUUUAAUUUUAGUUCAGAACUUCAAAGAAGAUUUAAAUAUUUUGCCAUCAGUUUUCUUCUGGAUAGUAUUAUUCACUUUUGCCAACUCUGCUGUCAAUCCAAUUCUGUAUAAUGUUGCCUAUUUCAGACGUAAAUGUCAGGAAAUUUUUCUCUGUUGUACAGGGAACGCUGAAAGGCAUAGAGCAGGUACAGAAACCACUGUAAGAAGAAGCAACCAUGAACAGCCACAUUUGUCUUUCAUUACCAGAUAA
This is a messenger RNA of Zonotrichia leucophrys gambelii, 1598 nucleotides long. RefSeq names its product free fatty acid receptor 4 (gene FFAR4). Gene Ontology annotation, biological process: hormone secretion; G protein-coupled receptor signaling pathway; cellular response to hormone stimulus. The coding region runs from base 528 to 1598 and encodes 356 amino acids. The record is from RefSeq and is a predicted model, not a curated record. Gene Ontology annotation, cellular component: plasma membrane. Gene Ontology annotation, molecular function: peptide binding; fatty acid binding; taste receptor activity. Lineage: Eukaryota; Metazoa; Chordata; Aves; Passeriformes; Passerellidae. The transcript is spliced from 3 exons.